GUUCCAAGACAGUGAAAGACUAGGGAGAAGGAUGGCUAGUGAGGUUUAGAUCAUGUUGAGCCCUACCUUUGUUUUGUGGGAUGUUGGAUAUCCCUUAUACACCUAUGGAUCCAUCUGCAUUAUUGCAUUAAUUAUUUGGCAAGUGAAAAAGAGCCACCAAAAAUUAAGGUUGGGACCUAACAGGAGCUGUUGCCGGUGUCACCGAAGAGUCCAACAAAAGUCUGGAGAUAGAACAUCAAGAGCUAGGAGAACUUCCCAGGAAGAAGCCAAGAAGUUGGGGAAGCUGCUCUUUCUCAUGAAAAGCCAGGGCUGGCUUCCUCAGGAAGGAAGUGUGCGGCGAAUUCUGUGUGCAGAUCCCUGCUGCCAAAUUUGCAAUGUUAUGGCUCUGGAGAUUCAGCAAUUGCUGGCGGGUGAGAACAACCAGAUCUCCCUGACUUCACAGGGGCCAUCACAGGGCUCCUCUGGCCUAGAGGCUUUGUCUACGUCUAAUGUGUCUUUUGAGCAUAGUCAGGAUCCGGGUUCCCAGAAAUCCAAAGAGCUUUCACUGGCAUCUGUAACUCCAACACUGUCACAAUUAAUGGAUCAGAAAUCUUUAACCCAGUCAGCUGCCCAGUCAGCUGGUGCAGACAGCGUCCAAGAUUCCUGGGCUGAUCACUUUCAGCGAGGACAGAGAUCGCAAGUCCCAGUUGUGUCCCAGGUCAUGGGAUCUCUGUCUUCAAACUUUGAGAAGCCUGGAAUUCCUCUGAGCCAGCAGGAGAGGAAGAAAAACAACUCCAAAUUUGUCCUGGAGAACCAAGAAGCUCCAGAAGUUGGCUUGGAUAACAAGAUGAAGCUGUUUCUGCACUGGAUGAACCCUGAAAUGAAAGAUCGAAGGCAUGAGGAAUCUAUUCUCCUUUCUAAGGCUGAGACAGUGACCCAAGACAGGACAAAAAAUGUUGAGAAGAGUCCAACUGUCACCAAAUAUCAUGUGUGGGGAGCUACAACAGAGAAGACAACAGAGGACCCUGAGGCUCAGCCUCCUUCUACUGAGGAAGGCCUGAUCUUCUCUGAUGCCCCCCAGUGCCUAAAUAAUCUGCUCUAGCAACACUCCCUUCAGUCGAGCCAAUCCUGGGUCCUGUGCCACUCCUACAAAUGUUCCAAACUCUGUCCUCAAAUGACUUGUGCCACUCAACCAGGAAAUCUAUCCCAGGUCUCAACUCACCUCAGCAGAAGGCACUGGUUUAUGCAAG
Messenger RNA from Chlorocebus sabaeus (green monkey), 1229 nucleotides. It is a transcript of the gene SPATA31F3, whose product is annotated as SPATA31 subfamily F member 3. The record is from RefSeq and is a predicted model, not a curated record. Lineage: Eukaryota; Metazoa; Chordata; Mammalia; Primates; Cercopithecidae.